Cyprinodon tularosa is the source of this 3644-nucleotide messenger RNA. RefSeq names its product excision repair cross-complementation group 5 (gene ercc5). Gene Ontology annotation, molecular function: DNA endonuclease activity; single-stranded DNA binding. NCBI's taxonomy places the organism in Eukaryota, Metazoa, Chordata, Actinopteri, Cyprinodontiformes, Cyprinodontidae. The coding region runs from base 139 to 3426 and encodes 1095 amino acids. The record is from RefSeq and is a predicted model, not a curated record. Gene Ontology annotation, biological process: nucleotide-excision repair. The transcript is spliced from 15 exons. Gene Ontology annotation, cellular component: nucleus.
UAUUGACUGGGUUGCAUUACGGAAUUAAGAAGCGCUACAAAAACAUCCCAGUUACCACAUUUCUUUUGUCUCAUUCAUUUGUUUAAUUUUCUAAGGUCCUGGUUAGACUUUCCUCGGUGUUUAUAUUGAGUUGUUAUCAUGGGAGUUCAUGGACUUUGGAGACUCCUGGAGAGCACAGGGAAACCAAUCAACCCCGAGACUCUGGAAGGAAAGAUCCUCGCUGUCGAUAUCAGCAUAUGGCUGAACCAGGCAGUGAAAGGGGUGAGGGACCGUGAAGGCAACAGCGUCCAGAACGCCCACCUCCUCACUCUGUUCAACCGCAUCUGUAAAUUACUGUUCUUCCGAAUAAGGCCAGUGUUUGUGUUUGAUGGAGAUGCUCCCAUGUUGAAGAAGCAGACCCUGGCUCUGAGGAGGCAGAGGAAAGAGGAGCUGACCAGUCAGUCCAAACAGACCAAUGAGAAACUUCUGAGGACGUUCCUGAAGAGACAUGCUAUCAAAGCUGCACUUGGAGAUCAUAGUAAGGAGCCUUUACCCAGCCUUUCUAGUGUGAGGAGAAAUGAAGUGGAUGACAUGUACGUUCUACCCGCCCUGCCACCUGCAGAGGAGAAGGAAAAAAGCAGCUCAGGUGAAGAUGAGGAGGGGAAAAACGGUGAGGAAACGGCUGACAGCUUCCAAACGUAUGAGUUUCACGAAGAGCUGUAUGAGGACCCAAACUCGGUGGACAUCAACUCUGAGGAUUUCGCCAACCUGCCUCCAGAGAUGAAACACGAGAUCCUAAAAGAGAUGAAAGAAUUCUGUAAAAGACGGCGCACCAUGUUUACCAAACCUCCUGAGCGUUCCAGAGACUUUUCGCAGUUCCAGUUGGCCGGCCUGCUGCAGAGGAACCGACUGAACCAGCGUCUGGAGGGCGUUGAGAAGGAGAUGUGCCAGCGUAGCGCCGGCAGCGCCCCGCAGCUCGGCCAGCAGGACGGAGAUCAGCAGAAUCACAGCGUGGAGUCAAACCGGCUGCUUUCAGAAGACCACUCACACUAUAUACUGAUCAAAGGCUCUAAAAAGAACGAACCAACCUCAGAAAGCCGACCUGCAGCUGCACCCUGGUCUGGCAGCUCCCUGACGGGCUGCAGCAAGAGGAACGCUGACAAACCGGAGCCCCUUUGGCGACCCGUCACUGGAGAUGAAGACGAUGAGAAAGAUGAAGUAAGAGCAACCUGCUCUGAAGUUUCCCCCCCUACCGUGUCGAAACCAUCUCCACCGUCCCCUCGGACACUCAAGGCAAUUCAGGCUGCUAUGAGCGACAGCUCGGAGGAAGAGGACCCAGAUAAAAAGGAUGGAAGAGUGUCUCCACGCACACUCCUAGCAAUCCAGCAAGCAUUAACUGAAGAGGAGAAUGAAGCUAGUGUCUCAGCCUCCACACUCCAGACAUGUCUCCCGCGUCCUGUGGGAGCAGUGGAGAGCAGCAGCUCUGAGGAGGAAGAGGAGACGGGGCCUUCGCUGAAGGAGGGCUUGGACUUUGCUCAAAACGCCGCACACCAAUGUUUACAAAUGGAUGAUAGUUUACUUGGCAGUAGCUCAGAGGAUGAGAUGGAGGAAGUGAUCGGACAGAGAAAUAAAGCUAUUCGGUCUGCAGCACUUGGAAAAAGUUCCAAAACAGAGAAGGAGUCAGAGGAGGAAGCAAAUAAACAAAACGAGCCGGAGCAGAAAGAGACUGAGCGCGAGUUAUGUGUUUCUGCAUCCGGUCAGGAGCCAUCCAUCGCCCCGCCAAGCGCUGAGGCUGAGGACAGCGCUCUGGAUAAGAGGAGGGAUCCCCUCACUGAAGGCCCCGAGGAACCCAAGAGAGUUGAACUGAAGUCAGAGAAGAGUGAGGAAAGUGAUUCUGAAGAGAGCUUCAUUGAGGUGCCUGAGGAGGAAUCUAAACAGGAGGACACAACAGAUUCAUCAGGAGAAAAAAAGGUUUUAGAGGCGGUCCAGAAAGAUGAGACGAAAAAGGAAGAAGAUUCGGAGGGUCGUUUGACAGAGGUUCCUGAUAAAACAGCUCUGGGUUCAGACAAGGAGGAGGAAACCGAGGUUAAAGAUCAGGAGAAGCAGCUGAAGGAUGAGGCAGACGAAGGAUCGACAACAACAGCAGCAAACGAUGAAUGGGAAGAACUCGACAUGGAGGAGCUGGGGGCUCUGGAGAGCUCCCUGCAGCUGGAGCAGAGCAACCUGCGGGAGCAAAAACAGCAGCAGGAGCGAAUGGCGAACACAGUGACGGGGCAGAUGUACCUGGAAAGCCAGGAGCUGCUGCGACUGUUCGGCGUGCCGUUUCUGGUGGCUCCGAUGGAGGCAGAGGCUCAGUGUGCAGCCCUGGACCGCGCCGACCAGACGCAUGGGACCAUCACAGACGACUCUGACGUUUGGCUGUUCGGAGGACGACACGUUUACAAAAACUUCUUCAGCCAGAACAAAUAUGUCGAGCACUACCAGUACAGUGAUCUCCAGACUCAGUUAGGUCUGGACAGGACAAAAAUGAUCAAUCUGGCCUACCUGCUCGGAAGCGACUACACAGAGGGCGUGCCAGGUGUUGGGUACGUGACUGGCAUGGAGAUACUGAAUGAGUUUCCAGGGCCAGGAUUGGAGCCGCUCAUGCAGCUCAGAAAUUGGUGGUCUGGGGCUCAGGAGAAAAAGCGUCUGUCAGAUGAUCCCAGAGACACGAAAGUGAAGAAGAAAGUGAGGGAACUGAAACUCAAUCCUGGUUUUCCCAACCCGGCGGUGGCUCAGGCUUACCUUCAGCCUGCUGUUGACCAAUCAGAGGCCUCCUUCAGUUGGGGGCGCCCACAGCUUGACAUGAUCAAAGAAUUCUGUUUGAGUCGUUUUGGCUGGAGCAGCAGGAAGACGGAGGAGACGCUGCAACCUGUGAUCAAACAGCUCAACUCCCAGCAGACUCAACUCCGAAUUGACUCAUUCUUCCGCUUGGAGCAACAGGAGAAGCAGGCGAUCCGCAGCCAGCGACUCCGCCGAGCCGUCACCUGCCUGAAGAGAAAGGAGAGGGAAGGAGGGGAGGGAGAAAGUAGUGAAGAAGAAGAAAUGUCUUCCCCAUCCAAAUCCAAGAAAGGAGAGAAAGAACUAAAGACCUCAGAUGGACAGGAAGAAGAUGAGGGCCAUGUGACAGGGGGAGGUUUCCUAGUCCCAGAGUCAAAAGCAGAAUCUCCUCUUACGUCCCUCAGGGAUGUCUGCAGUACGGGACAGGAAUCCUUCAUAGCAACUGGUCAUCAGACCAGUAAAAAACUACCUCAGAAGCCCAGGAGGAAAAGUAGCAGCAGCAGCUCCUCUGGUGAGGACAGUGACGAAGGCAGGGAUGUUACCAUGGUUACAGCCCGGUCUGUGUUCGACGGCAACAGACGAGGCCGUGGAGGAAAACGCACCAGAGGAAGAGGAAAGAAGCUUUAAAAUGUGCCUAAACUCUUGAUAUCAAAUGUGAAAUUAGCUUGAAAGUUUUAAAAAUAAAUUCAGAACAGAAAGUUUUCUGUAAUAUGCAUUAUGUGUUGUAUGUUUUUUGUUGUUUUUUUAAUAAACACUGAAGAUGCUGAGAAUAUUUUUUACCUCCUCUGAUAUGUCUGUAUAAGAAGAUUGCCUGUCUGCAUUAAAACUUUGUAACUUUUCCCUAA